Molecule: messenger RNA, 5059 nt
Organism: Seriola aureovittata
Lineage: Eukaryota; Metazoa; Chordata; Actinopteri; Carangiformes; Carangidae
Gene: marchf2
Product: membrane-associated ring finger (C3HC4) 2
Exons: 5
Coding region: 517-1272 (251 amino acids)
Biological process (GO): protein ubiquitination
Molecular function (GO): ubiquitin-protein transferase activity; zinc ion binding
Source: RefSeq, a predicted model, not a curated record
UGGACGUUUUGCCCAUGUGAUGUUUUCGGGUUAGCGCCCCUCCCUUCACUUUGGUAAGCUGUUAUUCACAACCCCAUCUGAAUUCGUCCGGAUGGUGUUGGGCUCUCAGUUAGCCUGUGUUGAUGUGUUCAACGCAGAGGCAGACAGCUGAUGAUGAGCCUCCUGGGUGUAUUUAAAGACCUGGGAAAGCGGAAGUCUGGCCCGCUGUGUGAUACCAGCUGAGAACCUCCAGCUAGCACAGAGCUGAACAGCGUCUAGCAUUAGCCAACGGGAGUGCUGCGAUUUGACCAAUUCAUACACACAGCGAAACAUGAAACGAGGAGGAGAUGCGAAUAUACUAGGGCGAUAAUGCCUGUCGCCGUAAAACACUGAUAGAGAAGACCACACGGGGAAACUACACUUCCCCAACGCGUGGAAGAGCAGAGUUCGUGCUUCCUGAUCCCUCCUUCAUCCCUAUAUUCUGAGCCUUCACACCCUCACCGCCAUCUCUACAGCCAGCGUCUGGACACUGUAACCAUGACGACAGGCGGGUGUUGCCACCUGCCUGGCUCUCUGUGUGACUGCGCCAGUAGCACGGGUCUAUGGAAGAGUGUGGAGGAGGCAAGUGGUGACGGGUGCCAGGCGCUCUAUGUCACCCAGGUCACAGCCAUAGAUGGGCGUUUGCUGUCCUCUGUGCUCAAACCCAUGGGCACACAAAGUGAUGGUCCCAUCUGUCGUAUUUGCCAUGAAGGAGGCAACAGUGAGGGUCUCCUGUCCCCUUGUGACUGCACAGGCACCCUGGGCGCAGUGCACAAGAGCUGCUUGGAGAAGUGGCUGUCAUCUUCCAACACCAGCUACUGUGAGCUCUGCCACACAGAGUUCAGCAUUGAGCGCCGACCAAGGCCUCUCACAGAGGUAACAAAGUGGCUGCGGGACCCUGGCCCUCGUAAUGAGAAGAGGACGCUGUUCUGUGACAUGGUGUGCUUCCUGUUCAUUACGCCCCUAGCAGCCAUUUCAGGCUGGCUGUGCCUGAGGGGCGCUCAGGACCACCUUCAACUGGGGAGCUGGCUGCAGGCCGUGGGCCUCAUAGCCCUCACCAUCGCCCUCUUCACCAUCUAUGUUCUCUGGACCCUGGUAUCUUUCCGCUACCACUGUCAGCUGUACUCUGAGUGGAGAAGAACUAACCAGAAAGUACGUCUGCUCAUUCCUGAAGCCAAGGAGUCUAACUCUUCCCAGCAUUCUUUGCUCUCUACGAAACUGAUGAAGAAGCCUGCCAAUGAGAGUAUAGUAUGAGACCAAAUGAUGGUGAUGAACAGUGUCUUUUCUGUGUGGGGCUGAUUCUCAGUGCAUCAUGCCAGCCAGCAAGACUUUAAAGAAGCACUUGUGGGCUUUUUUUUGUUGCUUAUUUCCAUUUUUUUCUUUGCCCCAUCAGUACUUUUUUUUUCACAUUGCAUUUUUUUUUUAAAUGUGUCCUUGUGUGGGUGCAAAACUGAGCACAUUUCAAUGGAGUCUGUCUGUUGUCGCGCUCGGUGUUGACCAAGCUUAUGCAAAGGCACUGAAGAAUGGACCAGCACAUGAAAGUGAGGAGAGACAUUUACAGAGACAAGGACACAGUCUCAUCAUCUACGAUGUGACGAUAACAACAGCUUACAGUGAAAGUGAAGUAAGGGAUGGACCAAACUUACUUGUUUAGUGGACACAGAUGACUGCAGAGUAGCACGUUGAUUCAUUGUUGUGCUGCACUGAUGAAAGUGUGUAUUCUGCUAGAUACAUGUCAUAUCUGGGCAUGCACUUACCUUCUUUGGCCUUGUAUUCUCUGCACAGCAUUGACCAUUUGGGAGCUAUUUCAAGCACUUAAAGCAUAGCUCUUUGAUUAUUUACAUUUUACAAUCCAGACGCCAGUACGCUGUCUGAGAUCAGUCUUUUUAAGUUUAGCACAAGCCUGCUGGACGUCUUUCAGUGUUUUUUCUGCACCUGUUUUUACAUCUCAUCUGAGAACGGAUGCCAGCGUAACAUUAGUAAAACCAGAGAUUGUGCAAUAUAACACUGUGGACAUGGAAGUCAUCACAGUACAUGAAGAGACCUCUAACAACAUGCACAGUCAUGCAUGCAACCACUGUCAGUAAUUUUGGGGGAUUUUCUUUUUACUGUUAAGUGUAUUGUAAAAUCAUUUUUUAAACCACUAAAGAAUGAACAGAUUUACUAUUCCUACUGAAGUAGGGUUUAACAGUGUCCUCAUAGAGGUUCUUGUAUUAUCAGCACUUAACAAGUAGGUCUUUAUAUUUAUAUAGAUCGAUAGGAAACAUCAAAAUGGCUUUUAGAGGAACAUUUCCAUAAGUGUUGUUCGGUGGCUGAUACCAUGUACUUAAACAUCCUUUUUAAUGGCCUGUUGAAGUACUUAAUUAGUAGCCAUUUCUUUUGUUUUUUGUUGUUUUUUUUUUUUAAAGCAAUACACAUUGCUAUAUGUGUGUAGUUUCCAUGGUCACAACAAUCAGGGAUAUACAAACUUCUUGCCAGCUUGUAUCAUUCAAGUCAUCGUUAAACAUAGUUUCUCAGGAGGGGAUGUUUAGUUACUGCCAGGCUAACAAAAAUGUAACCCGCCAAAAAUGACUUUCAUGGUGGAUACAUUAUGCAAGCACCGCUAAGGCCAAAUCUGACUUUAGCUUUGUUUUGUAUUUUCUUUCAAGCAGGCCACGUGCUCUUCUAGGUCCAUUUGAUGAAUGUCGUCUUUUUCGGUGCCAACUUUCCCUCGUUACGUUGUGAUGUUAUCAGCUUUGUUAGCAGUUUGGGAGAGAAGAGAGAAUUCACUUCUCUCUGUUGUAAAUAGUUGGGUGCAGUUUGUACUCAAGUCGCUUAUAGUGGCUGUUAAUCGACCAGUCAGAGAUGAUCUUCUCUGAUUAAAGAGGCAGAAAAACACAGACCACGGAGUCUGUCUGGUUUCCAGACUUCAUGUCACUUUUGAACAUGGUUUAUUGCUUCAUUCCAUUUAAUUUGGGUUAUGAGGAAACGGUUAAUUGCCUCUUGAACACACGGUGGGUUAUCCACAGAGUGAGAAGGAUGAAAAUAAAAACCUCAGCAACGCUUGUUAUACUGAGAACAAUGUUAACACCAACAUAAUUCAGUCUAUGGCCCUGAUGAAGGCUCAGACUCAAACACACUGGCUUUAAAAAUACAACACCAUUAUCCUUUCAGAGGUCAUGCAGGUGAUAAACCCAGAGUUCAGUAUUGUUGGUAUUAUUAUAAGUGUGCAAUUUAAAAUACCUGAGGUGUACUGCACAAGUGGCAUUGGGAGCAAGGGAGCAACCUUUUAAUCAGCUGAUGAAAAAAUUAAUUUUAUUACUACAAACUCAAUUUUAAUUAAAAAAAAAAAAUCAUUUGCUUCCGAGUUUUGUUCUUGAAAUUUAUAGCUUUGUCACUUUAUUUUACUUUUUAUUUUGAUUGUCAUACUUUGAUCAUGGUUUGUUCUUCCCAUUUCUAUACUUCCACUUUUUAUUUAUUCUCUACAAGAUGGAUCCAUUUUGUAGAUGCAAAAGCCUAAAAGUCUGUAUUUUAUUCUCAGUUGUGUUGAUAAUACCUUUUUAUUUAAAAUAUAGACGGGAGACAAAUUAAAGGAAAAACCAUCAUAAAGUUUCUUAGUGAGGUGUUGUCAGUCCAAAAUCUCCCAUUGGUGUUCAGCUGGGUUGAGAUCUGGUGACUGUGAAGGCCACAGCAUCUGACUCGCAUCAUUUUCAUACUCAUCAAACCAUUCAGUGAUCAUUCAUCCCCUUUGGAUGGGGCCAUUGUCAUCCUGGAGGAGACUAUGCAUUUUUCAGGUUUUUCCUUUUAACUAGUCACUCAUCUGUAGUUACUUAAUAACAAUCAGGCUUGAACAAUAUUUUACUUAAACUGGUGUGUAGUGUGGUGAAGUCACAAACAGACAGAUGUGCUCUCAAGCAUCACCUCCAUGUCACAAACGAAAUGUGUAAAGAGGAGGAGAGCCAGACCGUUUCAAUCACCUUUUUCUUUUUUUUCUUGACUGUCAGUAAACAUAAACAGGUUUCUUUUUCAUCAUCCACUGCGUUGAUUGCCAUACUUGAGAAACCUUGUGAUCGGAAAUUACAUUAGAAGUUUAGUGGCUGCUUGUGGCUGUUGUGCAACAUUAGCAACAGGAACAGGGUGCAGCUCAGUAGAGUUGUUUGGUGGGAAAUUGACACCACAUCUGUUUGACAGUGUAGAAUUUCCAGUGACCGGUGUCUGUUGAGUUAUUUCCUAGCCCUGGCCUCCUGUCUACACUAACAUUACACUUUGGAACAUUUAUCUCACGGUGGGUUGUCCCACAUACCGCCCCUGUUAAUCGUUUGUUUGUUAUUUUUUACUGAUCUAAGAACAAAGGAUUAUAUCCUGCAAUACUUCGAUGCACCCGGGGGCUCAUCUGCCUUACAAGCUUAUGAGUCAUUUGAUCAUCUGUGUGUUUACUGUUCGUCAUGAACAAGGCUUUACUCGAGUAUUAGGAUCUAUCGGUGCACUGAUUUGAAGCAAUGUAAAGAGGUGCAGUAAUUCCAAAAUUGCUUGAAAACAAGAAACAGCUGAAUUUCUAAGUUAAUGUAUUUUGAUAGUUUGUAUUGUAUUGGAAGUAUAUACAACUUUGCCCACGAAUUAUGCAACACUGCUCCUUCUUUAGCUACCUGCCUAUCCAUGCCAGUUAUCAGAGCUACAUGAAACAGAUCGUGUUUCAUGAGACAUCUACCAUAAUGUAAUAAUUACUUUAUACAUAUUCCACAAUUCAAACCAAGAAAUGGAUUUUAAAUCAUUGUUUUCUUUGUUUAUUUCACAAAUGAACAUGUAGAUGUUACUUAUGUUGUGUUAUGUUAAAUAACAUUUUUGUAAUCUUUUAAUUCUACAUGUCUUCUUUGGACAUGUAGGGUAUGUUAAUAUGUGUCAUUUGUUGCAAUUCUUCAAGUAUUCACAUUUUAAAUACUAUGUGUAUGGUGUGCUGUGGGAAAAAAAAAAAGAAAGAUGUUGUCACCAAAAUCCUGGUACCUGCAAUCAGCCAAGAAUCGUUUGCAAAGCAAAUAAAAAAAAAAAAAAUGUUGACAAAUUA